AUGUUUAGUAUCCCUCAAACUCAGGGCCUGAAUAGCAGGACUUUCCGCGUGGCCCCCUUCAACGAGGAGCGACUUACUUUGCCGCAGGUGUACGAAUGGCAUCUUCAAAACUCGCCAGAGCACCCAAUCUUUGUGUACUAUUGCCACGAGAAUCACGUAGUCCGGACGAUUCGCAUGAAAGAGCUCGUCCACGGCAUGUACCGCGCGGCUGCGUACAUAGGUCCUUCAACCCGCUCAGAGGAUACUGAACGUGCCCAGGUGGUAGGAAUACUCGCUGCGUCAGAUUCGAUAACCUUUUUCGCUACGUUGCUAGGCGUGAUUCAUGCCGGGCAUGUUGCCUUUCCAAUUUCACCCCGUAACUCUCCUGCAGCACUCGCUCACCUUCUCGUAGAGGCUCAAGUUACGGUCCUCCUCAUUGGCCGAGAGAAACCGCUCAAAGGCCUUGCGGAUGCAGGACUUUCUGAGCUCGCAUCACAAAAUCCUGAUCGAGCGGCUACGCUGAAGACCGAUGAAAUGCCAGUUUUUGAGGACUUGUUUCCCCCUGAAGAGUUCGACGAACAAAAGCAGGUCUCGACGUCUCCUAGUAGAACGCCUAUAAUGGACGAUCCUGCGAUCAUGAUGCAUUCCUCUGGUUCCACAAGAUAUCCUAAACCUAUACCUUGGUCUCAUCGUGGUCUCCUCAUGCUGGGUGCCGUCCCUUUCUUUGGUCACGUCGAUCUCACCGACAUCAUAAUGGGAUGUCACACUGUUCCGAUGUUCCACAGCAUGGGUAUCUUCCAAUUGACCAUUGCGGGGACGACAGGGAUCACCUUGGCACAUUUUCAACCGUCAUCGCCGGCUGUGCUUCCCACACCUACCAAUGUCUUCAAUGAGACGAAGCUGACGAGGGCCGACUUGGUCUGCAGCGUACCUGCUUUCAUCGAAAAAUGGUCUCAGGACAUGGAAUUGGUUGCUCACAUGAAGACUAUGAAGGGUGUUAUAUACGGCGGUGGACCACUCAAUCGCCAGGCUGGAGAUUUGCUCGCAUCUCAUGGAGUGGCGGUGUACAUGAACUACGGAUGUACCGAAGGCGGCCCUAUUAGCGCCUUCAUCUCUGAACAUCCCGGAACGAACUGGGAAUAUGUGAUACCCUCACCACACCUGCGGACCGAAUUUGUCCCCUUUGCCGGAACAACGUUCGAAUUGGUCUUACUCGAGCGCGAUUCAUAUUGCCCGGCGGUCAUCAAUACGAAGAUUGGGAAUGCAAGAGGGUACGCUACAGGGGAUCUGUUUGAGCCACACCCCUCCGUCCCGAAUAUGUGGAGGAUCCACGGGAGAGCAGAUGAUCAAAUCAUGCUUUCCACUGGAGAGAAGACCAACCCUGGCCCUCUAGAGUCGAUAAUUUGUCAAGAUCCCAACGUCCGUGCUGCUGUCAUUUUCGGACGGGGAAGGACACAGAACGGCGUUAUCAUCGAACCCGCGAAUGAUACUGCCGUGGAUUAUACCGAUGAAGCGGCUUUGUCUCACUUUCGCAAUCUCAUAUGGCCUUCCAUCGAAAGAGCAAAUGAAUUUGCCCCUCAGCACUCAAGAAUAUUCAAAGAGGCAAUAUCAUCGUCAACCAAACCAUUCACGUACACAGCAAAGAACACCCCCCGGCGCCAGGCUAUCAUUGCUUCUUAUCAACAGGAAAUCGAUGCACUUUAUGAAACAGUAGAAGUCACCACACAGCGCAUGGUUUCCCCUCCGGAACAUUGGGACUCUAAUGAAGUUCUUGUUUUCGUUAGAAGAGCGGUGCUGAAUAAUCUAGACAAAGAUCGCCGGAUCAGAGACGACGAAGAUCUAUUUGAUGUCGGCGGAUCCGACAGCUUACGUGCAACGUGGAUUCGAAACACAAUCAUUCAUGCUGUGAGGAAUGCAAUGCCAGAUGUUGCUAGGAGGUUCACUCCAGACCUGGUCUACCAGCAUCCGACUAUCAGUUCUCUUGCCACUGCUAUCCUAGAAAGCAUGACGCGCAGCGCGAAAGAGGUGGUCAACAAGGCCGAGAAAAGGAUACGUGAGAUUAAGGCCAUGCUUGCAAAGUACAGCGGAGAGUUUCCUACACAUGUAGCGAGCCCGGUAGGGAGCGCAACUCAACACCACGUCGUGCUGCUCACAGGGAGCACGGGAGGAUUCGGAUGUGAAAUCCUCGACUGCCUUCUUCGUGACAAGUCGAUUGCGCGGGUGUAUGCCUUGAACCGUCUAGGGUUGUCUUCCCAUUCAGUACGGCACAGGCAAGUCAAUAUUCUGACAUUGCAUGGGAUACAAGAUAGCAUAUUGUCGGACAAGCGUCUCGUUCUCAUUCCUGCUGACUUGCACAAGGAACGGUUAGGUCUAGGCCUUGAGCUAUACGCAGAGAUUCGAGACUCCGUCACCCAUAUCAUUCACAAUGCUUGGCGGGUAGACUUCAAUCUCUCUCUCGCCUCCUUCGAAAGCAAUAUCCGUGGACUUCGCAAUCUCAUCGACCUUGCCCUUUCGUCUUCUGGUUGUUCGCCUUCGCGAUUGAUAUUUGUUAGUUCCAUCGGGCUUUUCGCAAACAUCGAUCCGCAUGGGCCUAUACCGGAGGGGCCUGCCGAGGAUUGUCGUGUUGCUCUAGGAACCGGCUACAGCGAGUCCAAGUGGGUUGCAGAGCGGUUGCUAUCGCUCGCCGCUGAACAAGCGUCCCUACCGGUAACGGUUGUACGCCUGGGUCAACUGACGGGUGCAAGGAAUGGAUACUGGAGCGAACGCGAGUGGUUUCCGGUCCUCAUCAAGUCCGCUCUUAGCGUGAAAUGCUUACCUAUGCUUACUGGGACUGUAUCAUGGCUGCCGCCGGAAGUCUCCGCCGCAGCUCUGGUGGAAUUGUGUAGCUCGGAUCAAUCAUUCGCGCACCUGGUCAAUCCUAAACACAGCCAGAUUCUGCCUGUCAUGGAGCGUGUAUCGAAAAAGCUUAAUGUGCCCCUAGUGCCCUACCAGGAAUGGCUGUCACGAAUCGUUGAAUCAUAUCGCAGCACACCAUUGCCGGAGGUCGACAUCCUCAAACGUAAUCCGGCUCUGCGACUUCUGGGAUUCUUCAAGGCCGCCCGAUCUGGCGAACAUCUCGAGCCACUUGGUACUGUCAAACUCGACACUAGGAACACCGUAACGGCUGCACGAAGUCUGGAUGAAGAUACUAGAGAGUUGACAGAAGAGGAUGUGGACAGGUGGAUGCGGGGUUGGUUUGAGUCGGGAUUCCUCCAGUGA
Molecule: messenger RNA, 3237 nt
Organism: Gloeophyllum trabeum ATCC 11539
Lineage: Eukaryota; Fungi; Basidiomycota; Agaricomycetes; Gloeophyllales; Gloeophyllaceae
Product: acetyl-CoA synthetase-like protein
Exons: 19
Coding region: 1-3237 (1078 amino acids)
Source: RefSeq, a predicted model, not a curated record